Molecule: messenger RNA, 3845 nt
Organism: Mugil cephalus (flathead mullet)
Lineage: Eukaryota; Metazoa; Chordata; Actinopteri; Mugiliformes; Mugilidae
Gene: mertka
Product: c-mer proto-oncogene tyrosine kinase a
Exons: 19
Coding region: 157-2964 (935 amino acids)
Biological process (GO): multicellular organism development; phagocytosis; protein phosphorylation
Cellular component (GO): signaling receptor complex
Molecular function (GO): ATP binding; protein binding; transmembrane receptor protein tyrosine kinase activity
Source: RefSeq, a predicted model, not a curated record
GGAGUUGGGUCAUCAGUUCUCCACACAAGCCUCGUGGAAGUCACUCGAGUUGGUUAUGUUGCGCAUUGUCGGAGUCGUAUCCGAGCCCGCUGCGGAAUAGUCCUCUGUCGUAUAAACGUGGAUGUUUUCAGACAGCAGCAGACAGAAGAGUUCACCAUGACGAAGAAGCCAUCUCCCCGCUGGUUUGGAGUUUUUCUCGCCACCGUUUUUAUCUUUGUGGAGAGUCCAGUCAGCGCCCAGCACUCGGGGAACCACUUUCACCGACAGACCAGGACCUCAGAGCCUCUGGUGAUAGGAAGCCACAAUCCCAGGGUUUACCUGAGCCCAGACCAGCUCCGACGGCUUCACUUCAAGCCCACUGUAGGCUCCCUCCUGUUGUCAGAAGGCCAUGAGGCUAAGUUCAACUGCUCCAUUGACAUCCCCGAUGCCAGGCUAGAUCCCACCAUCGUCUGGGUGAAGAAUGGCCAGGAGCUGGCGGCUGCCACUCAGGUGGUGAUCAACGAGCUCAGGACCAGCACGGAUGGGAUCACGACUCUCCUCUCCACUGCCAUCAUCAACCAGGUGCAGAGAGUGGAUGCCGGGGAGUAUCGAUGCAGACUGAUUAUCAGCAAUAAGAUAGUAGAGUCUGGGCCAAUCAUUAUCGAGGUAGAAGGUCUGCCAACAUUUAUCAAGCACCCAGAGGAAAUGAACAUAACGAGAAACACCCCAUUCAUGUUGGCAUGUGAGGCGGUGGGACCUCCAGACCCCGUUCAGAUCCGCUGGCUUCGUAACGGAUUACAAGAUAGCGACCUUCAUCCCUCUCCCAGCACCUACUCCGUGCCAGGUGUGGACAAGUACACUCAGUUCAGCUGUGAAGCUCACAAUGACAAGGGUGUUACCACGUCCCGAGAAGCAAGUGUCAACAUCAAAGUUCUUCCCAGUCCUGUGUCUGAUGUUAUUGUGACCAAGAGGCAGUCAAACAAGUUGACUUUGAGCUGGACACCUGGACAUGAUGGCUUCUCACCACUCACCAAGUGCCACGUCAGGGUCACAGAAGUGAGUCGGAGGAAAGGGGAGGUGAUGACCACCAGAUUCCACAACGUCACAGUGCCGCCUUUUCAUUGUGAAGUACCCGGGCUGCAGGCUAUGACGUGGUACAACUUGAGCGUUUCCUGCAACAACGAAGUGGGGGCGUCUCCCGUCACUAUGUGGAUCCAGAGCAACACCACAGAGGGAGUGCCAUCAGUUUAUCCCCGAAAUGUCACAGUGCAGCUGAAUGAGUCCUGGUUGGUGAUCACAUGGAAGCCUCCGCCAGAUGAUAAGAUUAAUGGCAUCCUACGUGGUUACGAUGUGAUCGUCAGAUAUGGCACACAGGAGAGGAAGGUCCACAGCAACACCACCACAGUCUCGGUAGCUGUUCAGGAAUUCAACACAACUUACAGUGUGGAGGUGGCAGCGUGCACACAGGCAGGCAGCGGCAUGAUCAGCCCACGAGUCUGGUACUUUGUGCCCGGAGAUAAAUCAGUCGUAUCGCCCUCGUCCAGCCCUGACACUGCGUCUACCCAGUCGGCCCUCGUUGUCGGGGCCGUGGCGUGCACCAUCUGUCUUCUGCUGCUUAUCCUCUGGGGGGCUAUCUGUCUACGCAACAGGACAUCUGGGUUUAGGCAGAUGUUUAGAGGUGAAGAGAAGCUGCCACCUGUCAUACAGUACACACCACAGAGAUCGUACAAUCGAUCUCCCGUAGGAAUCACACUUGGCAAUCUUGGUAUUAGUCAUGAACUCCAGGUCAAACUUCACGAUGUGAUGGUCACGAGGAGCUUGCUUUCAGUGGGCAAAGUUCUUGGAGAGGGUGAGUUCGGCUCCGUGGUGGAAGGACAUUUGAGAAGACCAGAUGGCACCUCAGAAAAAGUUGCAGUGAAGACAAUGAAAUUGGAUAGCUUCUCUCAAAGGGAGAUUGAAGAGUUCCUGAAUGAGGCAGCCUGCAUGAAAGAUUUCAACCACCCCAAUGUCAUCAAACUGCUCGGUGUGUGCUUGGAGGUAAGCUCAGCACAUUUCCCCAAACCCAUGGUCAUCCUGCCAUUCAUGGAGCAUGGAGAUCUACAUAGCUUCCUGCUGCGCUCACGCCUGGGAGACAGUCCGGUGUUGAUGACCACUCAGACACUCUUGAAGUUCAUGGUUGACAUUGCUCUGGGUAUGGAGUAUCUCAGCGGUCGUAACUUUCUGCAUCGUGACCUGGCGGCACGCAACUGCAUGCUGCGUGAUGACAUGACGGUGUGUGUAGCGGACUUUGGGUUAUCUAAGAAGAUCUACAGUGGAGACUAUUACAGACAGGGCAGAAUAGCCAAAAUGCCUGUGAAGUGGAUUGCAGUGGAGAGUCUGGCUGACAGAGUUUUUACUGUAAAGAGUGAUGUGUGGGCGUUUGGCGUCACCAUGUGGGAAAUUGCUACACGGGGCAUGACGCCAUACCCUGGAGUCCAGAACCACGAGAUUUACGACCAUCUUUCUGAGGGACACAGGCUGAAGCAGCCACCGGACUGUUUGGAUGAACUGUAUGAGAUCAUGUACAGCUGCUGGAGGGCAGAUCCCCUGGACCGGCCCUUGUUUCCCGAACUGCGAGAAAUGUUGGAAAAGCUCACAGAAAAGUUUCCAGAGUCUUCCAGCAAGGGGGAUAUAAUUUAUAUUAACACCAGCUUCCCCGAAGAGGACCCUGAUGGAGAACUGUUUCGUGCACAGCAUCUUCUGCUCAGCUCGUCUCCUUCCUGCAGCCGCCAGGCAGCAGAGAACACAGUAGUGACUGCAGACAUUCACGGGAGCCUGGAGGACGAUGACGAUGAGGACAGUGGUCGCUAUGUGGUGGUGAUGUCCUCACAUCCGUCUCUGAGAUCUGCUACAGUGGACACUCCUCUUUUGUCAGGUGACACAAACAUGGACGCCAACGUAACGGCGGCGGAUCACAGCUCAAGUGACACCUCUCUCCUGCUAUAACUACUGGUACCCUGCAGUCAAAGCUGUGACAGAACUCUUAUCCUUAUUCGUCUGUACUAAUUGGUUUGCCUCGUUGCACCAGGAGCAUCUUCACGUUUCCUCUUGUGGACUUCCUGUUGUAUUGUUACUUAAGCAGUUUGUGCUUUCCGUGGCCAGUCUGCAUGUCAGUGUUAAUUAUUGUAUUAUACAUGCACAUGUUCCAUAAGCUUAAGACACACUGAACUGUGAAAGUGUUUACUGUAUGUGGAUUGCGAUGUAAAUAUGGAAAUGUAUAGAUCAUUUAUAAAAUGGUAUACUUUGAAAAUAAAUUGUUUAUUGACUGCUUCAAAACCUGUUAAACUCACCAAGGGAAAUAUUAGUAUGUUUAAAAAAAAAAAAAGUGUGAGGAUAUUUAAAAAACCUAAGCAAUCGUGGGUUUUUGAGAAGUCAAAUGUAGCAUGGGAUGAUCUUAUUCCAGCCAGGAAAACAAAAUUAUGUUCAAAUAAAGUCGAUAAUGUAUAGUUGCAUGUAUGAGAUUUAUGUUUUUUUGUUUGUUUUUUUUCCUCAGAACAUUUUAUGGUAGCUGAAAGGAGUAAUAAGACAUGCAAACCUUGGGAGCAGCAGAUGCUUUGUUAUUAGAAACAGCAGGAGAUACAGGUAGAUCGAGCUACCUCAAAGGCUCCUCCGCCCUGUGGUGCGUUCAGUAGGUGUACGAUACCACUAUUUUCCUUUUGUUCCGAUACCAAGUAAUACCAAGGCUAAUAACCCGAUACCGACAUCGAUACUUUUAGACGUCUACUUUUGUAUAUGAAAACGAUGACUUUUGCAAUGAAAAUUUGUGAAUAUAAUUAUGAUAAAUGUAUUUUAUACGUCUGUAUAACAAUUAAACAAGCUGCCAAAUA